AUGUCAGGACUUGAAAUAGCUGCUGCUGCUAUACUUGGUAGUCAAUUAUUAGAAGCAAAAUAUUUAAUUAAAGAUGAUGUUGCAUUAGCUACUAAAGUUGUUACAAAUGCAUUACCAUAUUUAUGGAAAGCUUCAAGAGGUAAAGCAUCAUAUUGGUAUUAUUUCGAAGAUUCAUGUAAAAAACAUAAAGAUUUAAAAGCUUUAUCAUUUCCAAGACCAAUUGCAAAUGCUCCACCACUUGAAAUUGAUGGUGAUGGUUUCAAAAUUUAUGAUAAUCAAUUUCAAGUUGAAGAAUAUACUUAUAAAGAAUUAUAUGAUAUGGUAUUAAGAUUAUCAUAUAUUUUAAAAAAUGAAUAUGGUGUUACUUCUUCACAAACUAUUGGGGUUGAUUGUAUGAAUAAACCAUUAUUUUUAGUAUUAUGGUUAGCUUUAUGGAAUAUUGGUGCAUUACCAGCUUUUUUAAAUUUUAAUACUCAAGGAAAACCAUUAGUUCAUUGUCUUAAUAUUGCUAAUGUUUCACAAGUUUUCAUUGAUCCAGAUUGUUCUGGUCCAAUAAAAGAUACUGAAGAUAAAAUACAUGAAGAAUUACCAAAUGUUAAAUUACAUUAUCUUGAUGAAUUUAAUUUAUUUGAUAGAAUACAAUCAAAAUCAACUCCAAAAUAUAGAGCAAAAGAUGAAACAAGAAGACCAGAAGAUACUGAUUCUUCUGCUUGUGCUUUAAUUUAUACUUCAGGUACUACAGGUUUACCAAAAGCUGGUAUUAUGUCAUGGAGAAAAGCUUUUAUGGCUUCUGUAUUUUUUGGUUAUAUUAUGAAAGUUGAAAAAGGAUCAAAUGUUUUAACUGCUAUGCCAUUAUAUCAUUCAACUGCUGCUAUGUUGGGAGUUUGUCCUACUUUAUUAGUUGGUGGUUGUGUAUCAGUUUCUCAAAAAUUUUCAGCAACUUCAUUUUGGACUCAAGCAAGAUUAGUUGGUGCUACUCAUAUUCAAUAUGUUGGUGAAGUUUGUCGUUAUUUAUUAAAUUCUCCACCACAUCCAGAUCAUGAUAAACAUAAUGUUAAAAUUGCUUAUGGUAAUGGUUUACGUCGUGAUAUUUGGACAGAAUUUAAAGAAAGAUUUCAUAUUGAUGGAGUUGGAGAAUUUUAUGCAGCAACUGAAUCACCAAUUGCAACAACAAAUUUACAAUAUGGAGAAUUUGGUAAAGGUGCAUGUAGAAAAUAUGGAUCAUUAAUAAAUUUAUUAUUAAAUACUCAACAAAAAUUAGUUAAAAUGGAUCCAGAAGAUGAAAAUGAAAUGUGGAAAAAUCCUGUCACUGGAUUUUAUGAAGAAGCUGCUUAUAAUCAACCAGGUGAAUUAUUAAUGAGAAUUAUGAAUCCUCAAGAUGUUAGUAAAUCAUUCCAAGGUUAUUAUGGUAAUAAAAAGGCAACAGAAGGUAAAAUAAUAUUUGAUGUUUUUAAAAAAGGAGAUGCAUGGUAUAGAAGUGGAGAUUUAUUAAAAAUGGAUGAAGAUCAAUUAUUAUAUUUUGUUGAUAGAUUAGGUGAUACAUUCCGUUGGAAAUCAGAAAACGUUUCAGCAACAGAAGUUGAAAAUGAAUUAAUGGGUUCACACGCUAUAUUACAAUCAGUUGUUGUUGGUGUAAAAGUUCCAAAUCAUGAAGGUAGAGCAUGUUUUGCAGUAAUUGAAGCUAAACCAGAUUUAGAACAUGAUGAUAUUUUGAAAAAAAUAAGAUCUCAUGUUAAAACUUCAUUACCUUCUUAUGCUCAACCAUGUUUUAUUAAAAUUGGUACAAUUGAAGCUUCUCAUAAUCAUAAAGUUCCAAAAAAUCAAUUUAAAAAACAAAAAUUACCAAAGGGAGAUUCUGGUGAUGAAUUAAUUUAUUGGCUUAAUGGUGAUAAAUAUGUUGAAUUAACUGAUGAUGAUUGGAAUUUAAUUUGUGCUGGUAAAGCAAAAUUAUAG
Molecule: messenger RNA, 1953 nt
Organism: Lodderomyces jiufengensis
Lineage: Eukaryota; Fungi; Ascomycota; Pichiomycetes; Serinales; Debaryomycetaceae
Gene: FAT1
Product: long-chain fatty acid transporter
Exons: 1
Coding region: 1-1953 (650 amino acids)
Molecular function (GO): long-chain fatty acid transmembrane transporter activity; long-chain fatty acid-CoA ligase activity
Source: RefSeq, a predicted model, not a curated record